AUGGAAAAUAAAGUGAAAUUAAGUACUCAAGAUGGAGUGAUCAUCGAAGUUGACAAAGAGGUAGCAUGUAAAUCUCAUUUAAUCAACACUAUUAUUGAUGAUACAGGUAGUGAAGAGGAAAUUCCAUUACCAAAUGUUAAAAGCAGUAUCUUGAAUAAGGUGAUUGAAUACUGUAAUAUGCAUAGAAAUGAUUCACCUCCUGAAAUUGAAAAGCCUUUAAGAAGCAAUAAUUUGGCUGAUUGUGUAGAACAAAAAGAUGCUGAUUUUAUUAACAUACCUAAUUUAGAGGAACUAUUUGAUAUUAUUUUGGCUGCCAACUAUCUUGACAUUAAGUCUCUUCUAGACUUGUCUUGCGCCAAAGUUGCUACUUAUAUUAAAGGCAAAACCCCUGAGGAGAUUAGAAAAACAUUCAACAUCUAAAAUGACUUGACCCAAGAAGAAGAAUAACAAAUAAGAGAAGAAAACAAAUGGGCUGAGGAAACAAGUUGAUAUUUCUUCAUAAAAUAAAAUCAAAAUAUAUAAUAUUGAUCUUCAAA
Messenger RNA from Paramecium tetraurelia, 536 nucleotides. RefSeq lists its product as uncharacterized. The record is from RefSeq and is a predicted model, not a curated record. Gene Ontology annotation, biological process: SCF-dependent proteasomal ubiquitin-dependent protein catabolic process. The transcript is spliced from 4 exons. Gene Ontology annotation, cellular component: cytoplasm; nucleus. NCBI's taxonomy places the organism in Eukaryota, Ciliophora, Oligohymenophorea, Peniculida, Parameciidae. Gene Ontology annotation, molecular function: cullin family protein binding.